AGUUUACUCGAACAAAUCCUUUCAGCCAAUCGAGUUUCAUCUGAACGGUGAGUUUGCCGAAAGGAACAGGAAGUUCCUGCAACGAAACGAAUAUGCUAAAGCGGUAACUGUUUUAGAGGAACAUACUUUCAUUGUGGUGGUUCUUUUCAAUAUUAGUCACCACAUGGAAUGGGGGGACGACAACAGCACUGGCAUUAGUGAUACUUUAUCGGAAAAGUACGCUAAACGUUGUGGUCCAUCGUUUUUGGAUGUUUUAAGCUAACUCCGGCGUUAGCGCUAGAGUUAGCUUGUUCAGCCGAACCAUGGAAAUGAGUGUAACAGAGGACAGACCUACCUAAUUUCACCAAACACAGAUCUAUUUUUUUUUUGUUGCCACAAUGAAGAGCAUUAGAGUGCACCUUUAAAGGCCCGAAACAUGAACUCGGUCUCUCCCAACACGGUGUCCUUCGUGGCCGGAGUGAUGCAGGAGGAGCCGGUGGAGAGCCGGAGGCAGCAAGCUCUGGAAUGGCAGAACAGCCACGGAUUCAGGCCGCACCCAAACCCAAGUACCAGCAGAGAGGCGGCCGAAGAGCCCGACGAGAUGGACAAACUGAAGGCCAAACUGAUGUCGGCGUGGAACAGUGUCAAAUAUGGCUGGACUGUUAAGACUAAAACUUCCUUCAACAAAACGUCACCCAUUAUUGUUCUGGGACACACCUAUCUACUCAACAGCGAGGAUGAGGUGGAGCGAUUUCGUCUGGAUUUUGUCUCCAGGAUCUGGCUGACCUACAGAAGGGAGUUUCCUCAACUUGAAGGCUCCACCUGGACCACCGAUUGUGGCUGGGGCUGCAUGCUGCGCAGCGGGCAGAUGCUGCUGGCACAGGGACUCCUGCUUCACUUAAUGCCACGAGAUUGGACUUGGCCAGACGCUCACCAGCUCACCGACGUGGACUUUGAGAUCUUCCGACCGCGCUCCCCAGUGCGGGCUGCAGGGGUUCCCAUCCCUUCUUUUGGCUCUCCUCGUGGCUCCACCACACCUGAGAAAUCUUUUUCAACCUCCCAGGCUCUAAGAAACAGCCAGAAAAAAAGACCUGAGUCUUCGAGGGACCGGCUAGCAGAGCCCACCCACCAAAGACUUGUUACCUGGUUUGGAGAUCAACCUCCUGCACCUUUCGGUGUUCAUCAGCUGGUGGAUAUCGGCAAAGGUUCUGGAAAGAAAGCAGGAGACUGGUAUGGCCCCUCAGUAGUGGCACACAUACUACGAAAAGCAGUGGCAAAAACAUCUGUUGGGCAGAGCUUGGCUGUGUAUGUGGCUCAGGACUGCACAGUCUACAAAGAAGACGUGCUACAACUGUGCGAUCCCUCACUAAGUCAAAGAGCCGCUGAUCCUUCCAGCCAGACGUGGAAGUCUGUCAUCAUCCUGGUGCCGGUCCGGCUCGGAGGGGAGGCCCUCAACCCGUCAUACAUCGAAUGUGUCAAGAACAUCCUAAGGCUCGACUGCUGCAUUGGAAUUAUUGGUGGCAAACCCAAACAUUCACUUUACUUCAUUGGUUUCCAAGAUGAGCAGCUGUUGUAUCUGGACCCCCAUUACUGCCAACCAGUCGUUGAUGUCACUCAAGCCAACUUUUCAUUGGAGUCGUUUCACUGUAGCUCUCCAAAGAAAAUGCCCUUCAACCGCAUGGACCCCAGCUGCACCGUCGGCUUCUACGCCAAGACUAAGAAGGACUUUGAGUCCUUGUGUUCUGUUGUUGGCAUGGCUCUCUCAUCCUCCAAGGAGAAGUAUCCCAUUUUCACUUUUGUCGAUGGGCGGGGGCAGGACUAUGGACUUGAAGCUCACAGCAGCAACCACUUUGGACCUCCACCUCACAUCCUGCCUCCAGAAAAUCGUGGCAGGGGCAACAUCAGACAAAGCAGUGAGGAGUUUGUGUUCUUGUGAAGGAAGAUGCAUUCUUGUCUGCCGCCUGUAGGUGGCAGCAGUGAGUGGCUGUGGUCUUUCCACUGAAAAGAAAGGCUGUGGGGUUGCAGCUACAUGGUGACUCUUGGGUUUGUUUCCCUCUCUGCAUGGAUGCUGUCAUCCCCUUUGAGUGGUUGAGCUCGAUAGUAGCAGAUUUCUUAAAGGGUCAUGGCUGAAAAACAACAUUCAAGUACUUGAAGUGACUUUUAUCUCUUUUAUUAAAUGAGAAAAGAAACCUAAAAUCCUCAGCGUCGUCUGUCUGGUGUUCUUGUAAAAUUAGCCAUCUGCUGUACAUUGUUUCAAUUUUAUUUAGUUUAUUUAUCACAUUUCUGUGUGUAUUUGUGAGGGAGUGAUUGUUGUUUGUAAUUUAUGUUUGUGGGUUGAUUGCACAAGUCUAUUUAAGAGUCAGUGGCAAUGUUUUCAACUGAAUUUACUGACUUCUCUGAACGUAUCUGGAAAAGAUCACAAAUUCCUUCCAUUGUUACACUUAAUCUCAGAAGACUGAACGCUCAGUUUCUGCUGGAACACAACAUUUUUUAGCUGGCGAGGCUAAAACUUAAUGUUGAAGGUCAAAUACAUGAGUUUGCACUUUUUUGUUUGUUUUUAAAGAAAAACUUGGCAACAAAUUCUGGAAGAUUUUAUGAAAUGUCCAAGACAAACAACUGUGCUUCUUUUCAUGUAUGUGUUUCUGUUUAGCACUCAUUAAAACUCUGAAAUGUUAGAGAAAUGAAAAUCCACUUAGAGAGGAUGAAAAAUAACUUUGCAUUGUGGUAAUAUGUGACCCCCAUGGCCAAAAAUUACAUUAAGAUUCGUUCCAACUCAAAAUCUUGAAUUCUGCUCUUCUGUUACUUCUCCUAAAUGAGAAAUGUUUUAUGUGAAGAGUAUAGCUGCAAACUGAACUGCUGCUAACGUCAGGAUUUGGGUCCUGAAUAAUUUUGAACACUGUUGGUAUAUUUGAUGUACAUGUCUUGAUUUGCCGUUGUGCUUUUCUUUUAAUAAAAAGGUUUAUUUCUGUUUGUUAAUACCUGCUGCAGAGAAAGCUGUGCUCUACACUCACCCGAAAGCUUUUACCUCUUCUAGAAAACUAUAAAUAAAUAAAAAAGCAGCUUCUGGUAAUAAAAUUUGGCCCUUCUGCCUCUGAUUUAACAUUUUUGUCAAGAUCUCCUUCCCAUUUAGAAGGAUCAGUCACCAAUAAAGUUCACUCAAAGUA
Messenger RNA from Oryzias melastigma (Indian medaka), 3143 nucleotides. RefSeq names its product autophagy related 4D, cysteine peptidase a (gene atg4da). The transcript is spliced from 11 exons. NCBI's taxonomy places the organism in Eukaryota, Metazoa, Chordata, Actinopteri, Beloniformes, Adrianichthyidae. The record is from RefSeq and is a predicted model, not a curated record. The coding region runs from base 416 to 1915 and encodes 499 amino acids. Gene Ontology annotation, molecular function: protein-phosphatidylethanolamide deconjugating activity.